Penaeus chinensis is the source of this 2341-nucleotide messenger RNA. Its product is annotated as glycine receptor subunit alpha-4-like. Gene Ontology annotation, cellular component: membrane; synapse; neuron projection. NCBI's taxonomy places the organism in Eukaryota, Metazoa, Arthropoda, Malacostraca, Decapoda, Penaeidae. The transcript is spliced from 12 exons. Gene Ontology annotation, biological process: signal transduction; chemical synaptic transmission; nervous system process. The coding region runs from base 717 to 1886 and encodes 389 amino acids. The record is from RefSeq and is a predicted model, not a curated record. Gene Ontology annotation, molecular function: transmembrane signaling receptor activity; extracellular ligand-gated monoatomic ion channel activity; neurotransmitter receptor activity.
GCACUGCUUUUUAGCAAAACGAACAGCCAAUGUGCAGGCAACAGAAACAAACAAAUUUACAAAAGAGUCUGAGGUGGCAUAGAUAAAAAUAAAGCAGCGCGGCAGCCCAAUGGAGUGGCAGGCGUCGCGUCCUGGCAACAACAGGGAACACAGCGAGGCCUCGGCGCAGUCUAGAUUAUUGGGAAAAACUAUGUUCAAGUUUCAGUGUUGUGUUAACGCUGAGCGCGAUUAGGUCGCACAUCGCGGGGCUCACGUACACUGUGAAUCUGGAACAGGCAAACAUAAACACAUGAUCUGUAUUCAUAUUUACAUUACCGAUGGCACAUAUGUGUUGAUCAGUUCGUAGAACACAACAAUAACAUCUCAAAACGAUUAGGCUAUUUCUACAACAUCGAAGAAGUAAAUACAUGCCACACUCAUUCACUGUAACACAUGCUCACCUAUUCAUCAACUCACUCAAAGCACUCACAUAGUCAGACAGUCAGUCAGUCGGCCAGCCAAUCAGUCCGUCAGUGAAUCAAUCAAACAGUGAGUCAGUGAAUCAGUUAGUCAGCCAGCCAGCCAGCCAGCCAGCCAGCCAGCCAGCCAGCCAGCCAGCCAGCCAGCCAGCCAGCCAGCCAGCCAGCCAGCCAGCCAGCCAGUUUUCCUUCCAGAAUUUGACUAAAGGCCGAUUUGUUUUCUGAAUUUACCAAGAUAGUAUUGCGUUCCGAAUCCGAAUGAGGAUGGAGCUAACACUUACACUGGUUCUCGGCGCCCUUAUGACAACCAUUGGCUCGGCGAACUGCGCCAACCAAAAGCAAUUUCUUGAUGAACUGCUGAACAGCUAUGAUAUCAACGAAUCACCUCACCUCAGCAAAGGCCGCCCUACCGCCAUCAACGUUCAGAUGUUCAUCAAUUCCUUUGGGUCCCUCAAUGCAGCCAACAUGGACUUCAGCAUCGACGUGUUCCUAAGGCAGUCCUGGCACGACCCGCGCCUCGUCCUGCCCGGCCCCCGCGAGCGCGUGGCCAUCACCAACCCACAGACGCUGGCAAAGUUGUGGAAACCUGAUACGUACUUCAACAACUUGAAGGACGGCGAAAUCCAUAGGGUGUCCAUGCCUAACGUUCUGUAUAGAAUAUACAAGACUGGCGACGUUCUGUACAGCAUGAGAUUAACUCUGAGGCUUUCCUGCCACAUGGAGUUCCGCAAAUAUCCUCUCGACUCCCAGGUGUGCGGAGUCUUUAUCACCUCCUUUGCCAACACGGACGACUUGGUGAAGUACCGGUGGCUCGCCGACAGGCCCAUCGAUCUGCCGGAGGGCCUCGAGAUCGCGCAGUUUGAUCUCCUGGGAUUCUCUGCCAAUGAAACCAGCCACGCCUACGUAACAGGGAACUUCAGUGGCCUGUUGGCAGAGUUCAUGCUACGUCGCCAAAGUGGCUACCACGUCCUCCAGACCUACGUGCCCACCAUCCUCAUUGUGUCCAUCUCGUGGGUGUCCUUCUGGCUGGACCCGAACGCCGUGCCCGGGCGUGUCACCCUCGGGGUCACCACUCUGCUCACCCUCACCACCCUCGCCUCAGGCAUCAGGGCUUCCCUGCCGCCUGUCUCAUACGUAAAGGCUAUUGAUGUCUGGAUAGGAACGUGCAUGAUUAUGGUAUUCAGCGCUCUCGUGGAAUUUACUUUGGUUAACUGGCUCUUCAACAAGAAAGUUACUAAGUCUCUCCUCAAGAUUCCGGAAUCAGCGGCGUCCCCGCAGAGCCAAAGGGACAGCGUGCCGGAGACCAGCCAGGCCCGGCGCACGUACGCUCGCUACGCCCUCCUCAUCGACAGGCUUAGUCGAUUCAUUUUCCCCGUUCUUUUCCUCUUGUUCAACCUUACUUACUGGCUUUGUUACUUAGUCUCUUAAGAAUCCGUUAAACGCAUAUGUUCAAGCUCACAUCACACACACACACACACACACACACACACACACACACACACACACACACACACACACACACGCACGCACGCACGCACGCACGCACACACACACACACACACACACACACGCACAAACACACACACACACACACACACAUAUAUAUAUAUGUAUAUAUACAUAUAUGAAUUUCUGGGUUUUUCUAUAAUAUAUAUGUGUCUGCGUGUGUGUGUGUGUGUGUGCGUGUAUAUCUUCUGGUAGAUAUACCGGUUGUCAUUUGUAAUAAAAUACAAAAAAAUAAAACCGUAUUUGAUGUAAUAUAAAGCGUGAACUGGACGAAGAAAAUAAACAUAUAAAAUAAUGUAUUUAAUUUACCCAAAUUAAUCAAUAUAUACGAGGGAAAAGAUGCUUGCGCGCUCACACACACACACACACACACACAC